GGGUUUUCUUUGAACUCAUUUUGAAGCUUUGAUCAAUAAAUCCCCAUCUCUUCUAAUCAUGACCACCACAAGCCUCAAUUUUUAUAAGAGAAAGAAUGAAGACAAUUUUUUAUUCUACUUAUUUUAGCAUCAGGCUUUGAGUAUGAUGAUUAUUAUAAUUGCCAGCCAUUAUGACCAUCAUGAUUAAUCAGACCCUUCUCCAUCUUUACAAUCGCUAUAUAAGGAGUGGAGAUGCAAGUUGACUACAACACACUUGAGCAUUAGCAACCAAGAGGUCCCUUUUUUUUAGAAAAAGGAUGCUGAAAAGAGGUUCCAUAACCGUAUCGAUGAUUCCAAACUCGACACUGUUGAUGGGAUGGUGCCGGGGAAGGAAGCGGGUGAAGAGGAGGCGUGGAAGCACCGUACGGCUGGGGAAUAAGGCUAAACGUCGAGGGUUCUGGCUAGGGUCACGUUCAGUGGUUCAAUGGGGGGUCAUGGUUGGUCCUCUCAGAAUGCUGAAGAAGAUCAUUACGGAAAUCACAGUGAAGGAAAAGUUCAUAGAGGCGUAUUAUAUGUACUUACCUUUAUUACGCCCUCAAUUAUUUCCCUUAUGUUGAUAUAUAAUUUGGAUACUUUCUUUUCUUCUGUUAAUAAUGUACUCUUUAAAAAGUACAUGACACUCUUAACCACCGGUUCUUAUAAUGUUAAGACCGAACAUCCUUCCAUAAAUGCUUUAUGUAAGAACUUUAAAAUAUAGCAAAUAUUCUUCCUCCCUCUUGCA
Molecule: messenger RNA, 760 nt
Organism: Gossypium raimondii (Peruvian cotton)
Lineage: Eukaryota; Viridiplantae; Streptophyta; Magnoliopsida; Malvales; Malvaceae
Exons: 1
Coding region: 297-596 (99 amino acids)
Source: RefSeq, a predicted model, not a curated record